AUUACAUAAAGGACAACCGCUUUUCUUGUUAGCAAAGCCUUCGUUCCAAAUCAGCUCAAAAAAACAGAAAAAAGGAUCACGUGAUUCGGCCUCGCACUACGGUUCAAGUGUGCUGCUUUCAACGCACCAAAAUCAUCAUGUCCAGGACAGUUCUGGUUACUGGAGCCACCGGAAAGCAGGGCGGUGCUGUCGUUGAUGCUCUCCUCGCGCAGAAGGACCAGAACUGGACCAUACUCGCAGUUACGCGAAAUCCAAAUUCGGAAGCCGCCCAGAAACUCGCCGCCAAGUCAUUCAACGUCAAGCUCGUCGAGGGAAACCUCGAUAAUGUUCCUGAUUUAUUCGACGCUGCGCAAAAAAUAUCCGGCCCCAUAUGGGGUGUGUUUUCUGUGCAGGUCAGCCAGGGGAAGGGUGUGACUUUGGAAGGUGAGAUCAAACAAGGCAAGGCCAUGGUCGACGAGAGUGUCAAGUCGGGUGUAAGCCACUUUGUAUAUUCCAGCGUGGACCGCGGUGGAGAUGACGUGAGUUGGGAAACGGAAACUCCAAUCCCUCAUUUUCAGGCAAAGUAUCACCUGGAUAAGUACUUGAAAGAGCGGGCAGGGGACAAAAUGGGUUGGACAAUCUUGAGACCAGUCGCUUUCAUGGAUAACUGGCAACCUGGUUUCCCAGCCCGUGUAUUUAUGGCCGCUCUGAGCAACAAUGUCGGCACAAAGCCCAUCCAGUGGAUCGCGACCUCAGAUAUUGGUUAUUUUGCGGGUCUUGCGUUCGCGUCCCCAAAGACCUAUAAUCACCAAGCUAUUUCUCUGGCGGGGGAUGUUCUAAAUGUACAAGACCUGGUCAAAAAUUUCAGAGAUGUCGUCAACGCGAACAUGCAGCCAGCUUUCUGGAUGCUUGGAAGCUUGCUGACCACUCUUGUGGGUGAGAUGGGCACCAUGGUCCGAUGGUUCGGCACAGAUGGAUAUAAAGCCGACGUGGAAAUGUGCAGGAAGAGACACCCCAGCCUCAAGAGUUUCGAAACGUGGCUUAAAACAGACAGCCCUUUCAAAUUAUAGGCCUGCGUUUUAGAAUGUGGGCUUGGACUAGGAGUCAGAAACGCACACUUUGUGCUAGUGGA
Verruconis gallopava is the source of this 1111-nucleotide messenger RNA. RefSeq lists its product as uncharacterized. The transcript is spliced from 3 exons. The record is from RefSeq and is a predicted model, not a curated record. Lineage: Eukaryota; Fungi; Ascomycota; Dothideomycetes; Venturiales; Sympoventuriaceae. Bases 138 to 1049 code for a protein of 303 amino acids.